Melozone crissalis (California towhee) is the source of this 1566-nucleotide messenger RNA. Its product is annotated as translation initiation factor IF-2-like. The record is from RefSeq and is a predicted model, not a curated record. Lineage: Eukaryota; Metazoa; Chordata; Aves; Passeriformes; Passerellidae. The transcript is spliced from 3 exons. The coding region runs from base 1 to 1566 and encodes 521 amino acids.
AUGGGUACCAGAACCGGCAUCAGAACUGGCACAGAACCGGCACCAGAACCAGCACCAGAACUAGCACAGAACCGUCACCAGCACCAGAACCGGCACAGAACCGUCACCAGCAUCAGAACCGGAACCGGCACCGGCCGUGCCAACGCCGCAGCACCUGCUGGGACCCAGCCCCCAAAGGACGCCCGGGGCCAUGCCAGCCCCACACACGGGCUCACGGGCUCUGACAGCAGCAGGCAGGCAGGACCCGUGCCCGGUGCAGCAGUCCUGUGCCACGCUGUGCCAUGCCGUGCCACCCGGCCCCGGGCGCGAGCAGGAGCCCGGUGCCCCCUGCCUGCCACCCUCACUCCCCGGCACGGCCGGGCCCCGCGGCGCCCCCACCGCGGCCGCCCGUGCCAGCUCAGCUCCCCGUGCCCCCCGCACCCAGAGGGGCCCCCGGCCCCCAGUAGCACCAGCAGGGAGGGGAGCCGGGGGCCCCUCGCCGCCGUCGGUCCCAGCACCUCGGGGCCCGGGCCGCGGCUCGCUGCCAUUAGCCAGCACCCCGCAGCGAGCGCGGCCCCGGGCCCGCACCUUUCACAGUUAGAGAGGAGACAGCGACGGCCCCGGAGCCUCCCCGCGCCCGAGCACCAGUGCCUGCCCCGGAGCGUAGCACCAUCCACCGCAGCACCGCCAGCACCUGCUCCGCUCCCACCGCCAGCACCGACACUGCCACCGCCACCGUGCCACGUCACCCCGGCGGGCACCGAGGGGACACUGCCACCGCCGCCGUGCCACGUCACCCCGGCGGGCACCGAGGGGACACUGCCACCGCCACUGCCACCGUCACCCCGGCGCCACCGAGGGGACGCGCUCGCUGCUCCGAACCGCGCGCGGGCAGGGGAGCGAUGGCCCGGUGGCCGCGGCGCCGCCGCCGGGGUCCCGUUCCCGGCUCGCCGGGGCAUCGCCCUCCUGCCGCCGGCCCGGCCCCGCGGAUGUAGCACCAGGGUCCGGGAGCCGCGGCCAUCCCCGCGCCAUGCCCGAAGCGCCCCGGCCGCGCUCCGGCACCGCCGCGCGCCCCCUGCCCCGCCGGCGCCCCCGUGCCGCCCCGCGGGACGGCGGGGCGCGGCCGGCACGGGCCCCGGCGGACACCGCGUACGCAGAAGAGCACCAGUACGCUGCGGGGCGGCGCCGGCGGGGCAGGGGGGCGCCGCCGAGGCGCUUCCGUUCGGGACAGAAAAAGGUUAUUGCAUGACUCGGGAUGGAGACGCUUCCGCCCGGCCGCCCCGGCCCUGCCGCUCGCUCGGAAAGGCCCGGCGCGUAAGAGCGAGGCUCAGCCGCCGGGGCCGGGGCCGGGCCGGCCGGGCGCUGCUGGCGCGGACGGAGCGGAGCGGUCUCGGAGCGGUCUCGGAGCGGGUCUCGGAGCAGAGCAGGGUCUCCUUCGCCUCCUCCGCCUCCCUCCCCGCUGGGCUUUCCCCCCGCUGCCGUUUCCCCCUCUCCGAGAGCGGCGCUGGCGUCUCGUCUCGCCCGCUGCUCCGAGAAGUGGAAACCAAACCGACAGGAAAACCCAGCCAGAAAAGAGCGGAAAAUUAA